Trichoderma harzianum CBS 226.95 is the source of this 1818-nucleotide messenger RNA. RefSeq lists its product as hypothetical. The record is from RefSeq and is a predicted model, not a curated record. Bases 120 to 1610 code for a protein of 496 amino acids. Gene Ontology annotation, molecular function: DNA-binding transcription factor activity. Gene Ontology annotation, biological process: regulation of DNA-templated transcription. NCBI's taxonomy places the organism in Eukaryota, Fungi, Ascomycota, Sordariomycetes, Hypocreales, Hypocreaceae. The transcript has a single exon.
CUGCAUUCGAAUGAAGCGUAAUCAAAACAAUCAACCACAAAGGUACCAAGCUUUGGCUACCAUUCACGCAUACAACCUACAGAGUAAGCGUGGCAGGAGAGUAAAGCAUCGAGGCCAGGAUGACAAGCCCAAGCGACGCAGUUCCGCAGCUGGUUGGCGAUGAAUCCAACGUUAGAAACACACCCGCGCAAAGGAAAUCAAGACAACGUCCAAACAAGCCAAUCUCAGCUGAGCGGCGUAUGCAAAAUUGCAGAGCCCAGAGGGCUUAUCGCCAACGAAAACGAGAUAAAUUGAAAGAGCUAGAAGCUAAGGUUGCCUCCUUGGAGCCCGGGUAUAAACCUGGGCCAGUUCCCAACAGGACUGCAGUGACGCCUCCAGCAACUGCGGAUCCCUUGCGAAUACAAGGUUCGCCGUCUUUGCAGACACAUGUUACAUCAACCACUAUUGAUUCAUCUGAGUCUUACAGCCUGAACGCUUGGGACUACAAUACCAACGUUUGGCUAGAUGAUCCAACAUCAACUUCACUCAGUAUUGACAUGAUAAAUUUACCUCAGAUCAGUUCCAAUGAGGGCCAGUUAACAGCCUCAGAGAAUAAUCCAACAGAAAGCUUCUCUGAUUUGCUCCAUAAUACUGAUACAAGAGAGCUGUCGAGCAUGGCCACACUGGACGCACCAACAUCAACUACGACUGGGUUAUCCGAUAAUACCGCUACUGCAACUUCAUCAUCUUCUCUCCUCUCUAUCAAUACAUCAGCAUCUAUGUAUUCAGCAUCAAGGUCACUUACUCGCAAAGACAUACACAUCCAUCGGCCCAGUGGUAAAGCGCUUCUCAGAAAGCCACAGCUCAUCCGCAAGUGGUUUCAAUCUCUUCCCCAAUCUACGCGACGUCUCCUCGCCCAGCUGGCGAAAGACGGCGACUUCAGUUUCGUAGAUAUGAUAUCAUCUCUACUACUGGCCGAGACGAGCUCAAACAACAUUGAAGUCCACCUUUUCGAAGGCAGUGACCCGGAGAAGACAGAAUCACAGCUGUCGGAGUUGAGAUUCGCCAUAUCGCCCGCGACAUCUUACUCGCCCUAUCGCAACGCACUUCGUAUCGCGAGAUUCUCUUAUUUUGCAGCUCUAUUUACGAAUUUUAGCUCUCUUGGCUUUGACUUUGGCCUUUUUCUUGACGAGCGCAGUCUAUCUCCUUUCUGCGUCAACAGCGCAGCUGAGGGCGCCAACACCUCUACAGUGACAGAAGAUGAAAAUAUUCCUUUUAGUCUGCGCCCAAUUUCGUCCCAGUACACUAUAUCACAUCAUCCCUAUAUCGACGCAUUGCCAUUUCCCACCCUCCGGCGGCGUGCCUUGGCCGCUCUGGCGGCGGAUCCUCCUUUGUUGGACGAGGAUGAUCUCUGUCUGGAUCUAAUGUUGCAUGAUGGGCUUGUGUGCUGGGGAUCCGCCGGUCAGAAUGGUAUGGAUUAUGGCACACCAUGGGAUAGCCACAGCUGGGAAGCCAAAGAGUGGUUUUUGCGGAAAUGGAAAUGGCUUAUUGGGGGACAAGAUGGUGAACUAUGGCAUAGCUCACGGUGGUGGGCGGCACAACGGGGAGAGUACAUAUCUAUGCGAGACUAAGAAAUGAUGAAUACUUUACUCGAAAGCAAAAUGAGUAUAUACAUUUGAAUUAUUAAUGCGGAAUUAUCGGACUGAAGAUAUCGCUGUCAGGGCUGUUGGUGUUGUUGCUUACGCUUGCGCUGGUGAUAGCGUCAUCAUGUCUGGGUACAGCGAAUAGACGUGGAUUUAGAUAUAAAAAGGCCCUUCCAGUUGGAAUACCGAAAAAUGG